Messenger RNA from Corapipo altera (White-ruffed manakin), 4292 nucleotides. RefSeq names its product cyclin dependent kinase 15 (gene CDK15). The transcript is spliced from 14 exons. Gene Ontology annotation, cellular component: cytoplasm; nucleus; cytosol. Lineage: Eukaryota; Metazoa; Chordata; Aves; Passeriformes; Pipridae. Gene Ontology annotation, molecular function: ATP binding; cyclin-dependent protein serine/threonine kinase activity; cyclin binding. The coding region runs from base 200 to 1462 and encodes 420 amino acids. Gene Ontology annotation, biological process: protein phosphorylation. The record is from RefSeq and is a predicted model, not a curated record.
UUGGCUGUUUUUGGAAGGCUGAAAUCAAUGGAGUUACUCCAGUGGUGAAUUUGGACUUUCAAAGGAAAACUGCAGAAAUCACAAGACUACUUUCAGGCAGAGACCUCAUGCGGGUCACAUGAACUGUUAUUACAGACACAGAGGGAUGAGGAGGAGCAAAGGAGAAAAAAGAGAUACAUUUUAAUUGAAACAGGACAACAUGGGAGACAUGCUGUGUGUAAGUGCUAUCAGACCAGGAUGCUGCAGCUGCUGUUCAGAGAGAAGGGGCUCCCAACACAUCCAAGGCCUUCAGCACACGGAAGCAGUGACUACAGCAGAGUCCCUGCAGCUCCACACCCUCCAGAGCUGGAGGUGCAGGACACAGAGGCCUUGGAAUUACACUGAUCCUUCCCAGGAGCAGGAUGCUGUGGAGAGGUUCAAAUGGCAGAGACAAGGCAUCCCGUUUGGAGCUGCCACAUCCUAUGUACAUCUAGAGAAGCUGCGUGAAGGAUCCUGUGCAACUGUGUACAAGGGGAUCAGCAGGAUCAACGGCCAGUUGGUGGCAUUGAAAGUGAUCAGGCUGGAGACAGAGGAGGGAGUGCCCUUUACAGCCAUUCGAGAAGCUUCUCUUCUCAAGUGUUUGAAACAUGCCAAUGUUGUACUGCUUCAUGACAUUAUCCAGACCAAGGAGACACUAACAUUUGUCCUUGAGUACAUGCACACAGAUCUAGCACAGUACAUGGGCCAGCAUCCUGGAGGACUCCAUUCAUGCAAUGUUAUGCUCUUCAUGUUCCAGCUUUUACGCGGCCUGGCUUACAUCCACCAACAACACAUUCUUCACCGGGAUCUGAAACCCCAGAACUUGCUCAUCAGUUGCCUCGGAGAGCUUAAAUUAGCCGACUUUGGCCUUGCUCGUGCCCAGUCCAUCCCCAGACAGACAUAUUCCUCUGAAGUGGUGACACUCUGGUACCGUCCUCCUGAUGUGUUGCUUGGAGCUACAGAUUACUCUUCUGAUAUAGAUAUUUGGAGUGCAGGGUGUAUAUUUGUUGAAAUGAUCCACGGUCAGCCAAUAUUUGCAGGAACUUCUGGUACUCGUGAACAGCUGGAGAAGAUCUGGACGGUAUUGGGGGUCCCAACUGAGGACACCUGGCCAGGACUUUCCAAGCUCCCCAACUAUAACCCAGAACUGGUUGCUUCCAGGAGACCUCAGAGACUCCGAGUCAUCUGUAACAGGCUGAGCAGGGUGCCAGCAGCAGAGAAUUUGGCCUCCAGGAUGCUUACAGCCUUCCCUCGGGGCCGAAUCUCUGCACAAGACGCGCUUCUACAUGGCUUCUUCAGCCCUCUGCCUCCUCAACUCUGUGAGAUUCCUGCUGGACAAUCAGUGCUCACAGUUCCAGGAGUGAGACUGCAACCUGAAAUCUGUGACCUGUUUGCUUCUUACCGAAAAGGCCAGCUCUCAGGAGGUUCGAGCAAGUUCUGGUAGAAAGUAGGGAUGACUGACUGAUUCUUGGAAACCAAUGUCAGAAAGAUUGACUUGGCAACGAAGAUGUAACAGCACAGUCUGGACACUGGACUUGCAGAAUAUACUCAGCCAUGUGUCACUUAAUAGAGAGAUCCCUGGACCAGAAGAUCGAUGUACAAACAGGACAGAUGGGGACUGACAAUUGAAAGAAUGUAGAGGCUGAUCCAAGGCUUAUCGAGACCUGUCAUUCCUGGGUUUGCCUACAAUCUCCUUCAACAAAAGAGCUCCUGAGGGAAGGAGGGGAUUAGUCAAAAGUUGAGUGAAGUCUCCAGGGAAGAUGGUUUCUUGGAUAAAGUUGUCAACAAAAGGAAUUGUUUAAGACUAUUUGUUAUAAUUUCCUAGAGGGAGCUUCUGCCAUUACUAACAGGAUUACCAGCGUACUGGUUCCACACCAGCAGAGCAUUAGACAUGUGCAUUGCAGACUGGUUGCUUAGAGCUGAAUUCAGGGGUCUUCUUAUAUAGGAUCCCAAAUGUGUACAGGUGUUGAUGAGCAGAGGGGAGAUGGCAGAGAAUUAAGAUGUAGCCAAACACAGUCCAUUCUUGCCCCAGCUGUUGCUGAGAGUCUUGGCUCAUUAAUGAGUUACCAGAGUGUUUUAAUCUCCUUGAGCUCAGGGCUGCUGACAGACUAUGAGAAGGAAAGCUAAUCUGAGGUAAGUGCUGAUCAGGACACAUAGGGAAAUCAGAGAGCUCUUUCCCAACUACAGUUACUGUGAAAUUUCUCAUAGUAUUCUUCCUGGGAGAAUUGGGAAAGCAAGUGACUUACUGUGUUCAAGUACUAGUCUGCUUUGUUUCAGCUAUCCUUUUCUUAGCUCUGGGACAUCAUAAACCAGUAGCCAUGAUAUAAGCCCACAGCAGAUCUGGGAAGAAAAGGAAGACAGAUAAAUCAUUAAGGUGCAGGCAUGCAAACUUUCUUGAAUACUUCUUAUUCAUCUAAGUAGUGUCACUGGCAUGACUGGGAGAACUUCUCUGAGCAAGAAUUAUGCAGAACAUUGAGACACUGGAACAAAACCAGUCAAGGAGCUAUGGGUGGCAGCCACAGAAAGAGCUGAAAGGUGAGCUUUUAGUGUAAGGGAGCUGCAGGUCCGGCCCCACCCCAGUCCAUCAUUUACUAGCCACACACUGCAGAUCUGGGCAGGAAGCAGCACAGUGUUUAUGUUCCCCUUUGCCCUUGCUAUAGACAUAAUUGCAGGAAUGUAUAGAUUAACUAUAUAAAAGGAUACACAGGCUAUCUGCAGGCACUGCUCAGUUAAGAGGACAAGAUAUUCCUUAUGUUACAUUCCUUAAAGUUCUCUGUCUCGAUGAAAAGGCAAAUUACGUCCCAAAAGUCUUUCUACCUCUAGAUUGCAUGGACCCAGAUCUUCCAAUCAGCCACUCUUAGGGUGAUUAAGAUCUGACCUUCCAUUGCAAUACUGAGCAGAGCAGCUACAAAUGAUCCCCAAGUUGGGAUAUGGGUGUUCUGCAUUCCUUUUGCAUUCUUGAAGACAUCUGAACUAAGAGCAGUGAAGAAGCAGGAUCUCUAAUGCCUGCAAUGGGUUGGUCAUGGCUGAAUGUCUGCUCCUAAUUGGAAGCCACUAAAUGCUCAAGAUGUGUUAAACGAAAGGAUUUGUUAUGCAUGGGCAGUGAGGGAUCUAAUGAUGAGAACUGAGUCACUUUUCCUCAUGGUCUAUCCAGAGCAUCAACUGUAAAUUUCUUCUGCCCUGGAGCAGCAGACAGAAUGGCUUUGCUGUUUUACAUAGCUGCUACCCCAUAAUGGCCAUGACAUUGCUAAAUUUAUCUAUAUGCGAAAUUGCCAAAGGGUCAAAUGACACCUUCUAAUUCUGUAUCUAGAUGGAUAGAAAGCCAGGAAGACCCUGUCCAAAGGAUGUGCUGCAACCCAGCAGUCCUCUGUUCAUUAAGUCAAUAUUGGAGGCCUUAAACAUACCAGAGGAGAGAGAGAAAUUGCCUCAGAACGACUCCUGUCCCAAACUAAAGGGAGUACUAUUUACACUAGAAGUACUGAUCUCAGUAGAUUUUCCAUCCCCUGGCCUGCACAAUUUCAGGGGCAGCAGCUUUCAGGGAAAAUGGCUGUAGUGCUAUAACGAGUCAGAAACAGUAGGUAACAAGAAGCACAUCUGAAUUCAUGUACCAAGUUAGUGCCACCCAAAAAGGCGGUUUUGCUUCCACCGUUUCUCUCCCUGCUUCAAGCUUCACAGUCUUUCUCUUUUUUGCUCUCCGGCACUUUUCUAAGACCUUGAAGAACUUAUUUAGUUCACUAAACAGGUGGAAAAUUGUGAGCUCUUUUGCUGAGUUAGUUUUUCAUUGUUUUAGUGAGCUGAAUUAGAUUAAGAAGGGAGAGAAGUACUAGACUUCAUUCAGGGAUGAGUACAGGGUGGGAAAGGAGGAGCUGGAAAAAGCCAUAAAGUUCAUAUUCUCUUAUCUCCAAUGUGCCCACAUCUAGUUCCUGCAGGAUGAUCAUCCCCUGUCACAUCUGAAUGUUUGAUGUCAUUUUGUUUUGAGAUAAUAACUGAGUGGGUUCUGGCGAGUAAGCGCUCAGAACCUCUACCAUUUAUGUGGGCCCAUCUCAAAUCUAGGGUUUUGCUGUUGAACACCUCACAAAAAAAUCCCAGACAUUUGCAGAGAGGUGCAGGACUGAUCUUUCCUUUUUUUCCCCAGAAAAUGCUUUCUCUUGGCAGGGGUAGGAUGCGUUAAUAAAGCAGGUGAGAGUUUAUAAAGUGCAUGUAAACGGAGAUCAUUUUGCUCAAGGGUCACCAAACUGUUUCUUCUCACCAUCUAAUAAAAAAUUAAAAACAAA